Molecule: messenger RNA, 873 nt
Organism: Orbilia oligospora ATCC 24927
Lineage: Eukaryota; Fungi; Ascomycota; Orbiliomycetes; Orbiliales; Orbiliaceae
Exons: 2
Coding region: 1-873 (290 amino acids)
Biological process (GO): transcription by RNA polymerase II; negative regulation of transcription by RNA polymerase II; positive regulation of transcription by RNA polymerase II
Cellular component (GO): negative cofactor 2 complex; nucleus
Molecular function (GO): RNA polymerase II general transcription initiation factor activity; core promoter sequence-specific DNA binding; protein heterodimerization activity
Source: RefSeq, a predicted model, not a curated record
AUGGAGGGAUAUCCGUCGUACCCGCCCCAAGGUGGGUACCCAAGCAACCAGCGUAACAAUAGUUACCCAUAUCCAGGGAACUAUCAGACCCCUGUCCCCUCCGGGCCUGCUUCUGCACAAAACCCGCAAUCCCAACAGUCCCUUACAGGUGAAUUGUAUGGUUCGCAGCCGUCGUCGCAGUUGUUUGCUCAUCAAGCAUACCAACCUCCGACUCGACAGCUCAGAUCUUACACUAACAACGCCUAUAACCAAACCCAGAUGGCUAUGCCUGCUGGUCCGGCAAUGGGGUCCCAGUUCGGACAGUCGCAGAUUGAGUACGUUGCUGCUCCGUAUCAGCAGUCGUACCAACCACCUCAUCCGCAGACAGUUGUCCCUGCCACGGUUACUGCUGCCGCUCAUCAGGUUAUCACGAGCGAUGUUGAUGCUCCCAGCGAAAGAGUGGCAAGGAAACCUAUUCAACACGUCAACAUAAAGACGAAGUUUCCAGUUGCUCGCAUCAAGAGGAUCAUGCAGGCUGACGAAGAUGUCGGCAAGGUAGCUCAAGUGACCCCUGUCAUAGUCGCCAAGGCACUCGAGUUGUUCAUGGUAUCACUUGUUACGCAGGCUGCCGAGCAAGCUAAGGCCAGGGGGAGCAAGCGGAUUACCGCUGCUCACCUCAAACUUGCAGUCAACCAAGAAGAACAGUUCGACUUCUUGUCUGACAUCAUUUCGAAGGCCCCAGAUAUCCCCACUGCUGGUGAGGGUAAUGGGAAGGCCGCCGCUAGCGGUGGCAAUUCAGAUGGCGGAAACGUCAAUAUUAUCGAGGAAGAUGGGGCUCCUCCUAAGAAGAGGAGGGGCAGGAAGAAGAAGGUGUCUUCGGAUGACGAGAACUAG